UCUACAGAAAGAACUACAGAAAAGCACGACAGUUUACGUCAGUUUAUACCGUUAUGCGGCAGCUAAAAAAAAAAAGUGCAUCUGAAGUAAACAUGUGGAGUGCUCAGUAGCCGGAAAUAUACACAGCGAUGGAGAACUACAGUAAAGCUCGGACCGUGGAGCGGCCGUCCGUCUGUCCGUUCUCCGGCCUCCCCGCAGACACGCCGCAGAUCCGCGUCAAAGACGGCAGCAAGAUCCGCAACCUGCUGCGCUUCGCUCUGAGCCGCAUGGAGGCCAAACCGAGAGCAGCCGAGGAGGAGGAGGAGGAGGAAGGUGGUGAGGAGGAGCGGCAGGAGGCGGCAGGUCGGCCGCUCUGCAAGCACCUCGUCUUCACCGCCAGCGGGAAGAGCGUCUCCAAGGCCAUCACCUGCGCAGAGAUCGUGAAGCGGCGCCUGAAGGGGCUCCACCAGCUCACCAGGCUGCUGUACGGCACCGUGGACGAGACGUGGGAGCCGCUGGAGCCCGACGCCGGCCUCGACAGCCUCACCGUCAGCAGGAACCUGCCCAGCAUCUGGAUCCUGCUCUCCAGAGAGCCGCUGGACGGCAGCCAGCCGGGAUACCAGGCACCGGGCCGCUACGACGCCCUGUGGGCUCAGAGCUCCAGCAGGGAGGAGGGCGGAGGGUUCACCGGACAGAGACCGGGGCACCGGAGGAAGAGAGGCGGAGGCAGAGGGAAGGGACCCGGACGUCAGAGUGGACGGUCCAGAGAGCCGGUGAAAGGACAGAACUGAUUUAUUGUAAAGUGCAUCAACAUAGAGAGACUCCGCCACACUGAGAGGAUUUAUAAAGGAUUUCUACAUUUAAAACUGAUUAUAAAUCCAUCACAGGAAAUGUUUUUUUCUUGAACUGUAUUAAAGUCAGCAGAACUGUUCUCAUCUGACUGUUGAGGUUUGCAGGAGCUGCUUUGAUUUAUA
This is a messenger RNA of Amphiprion ocellaris (clown anemonefish), 953 nucleotides long. It is a transcript of the gene rpp25l, whose product is annotated as ribonuclease P/MRP 25 subunit-like. Bases 129 to 770 code for a protein of 213 amino acids. The transcript is spliced from 2 exons. Gene Ontology annotation, cellular component: ribonuclease MRP complex. The record is from RefSeq and is a predicted model, not a curated record. Gene Ontology annotation, biological process: tRNA 5'-leader removal. Lineage: Eukaryota; Metazoa; Chordata; Actinopteri; Pomacentridae. Gene Ontology annotation, molecular function: RNA binding.